UCUGUUUGGCCAUCACUGCUUCUCCUUCUGUCUCUACUUUAUCGGCUAUCUAAAUUGGCCCCCUGUUCAUAAACGUACACUUUUCCAAGAACUAUCCCCAGCUCUUGACGUUCGAUUGAAAGCAAUCGUCCCCCCUGACUUUCCCAUUGCAAACAACAAUCGACUUCUCCUGAUCCCUUAGGCGACGAAGCCCCCAACAUCCCUUGGUCAGGGCCCCUUUCAGCGCUCCCCAAGGUUAGAAAUGUCUACAGCUACAGCUGAGAUGGCCUCUUCCGGCCACAAGCUCGAGAAGAAGCCCGUCAAGUUCAGCAAUCUAUUGCUCGGUGCAGGAUUGAAUAUGUUCGAGGUCACCACUUUGGGACAGCCGCUGGAAGUGAUCAAGACGACCAUGGCCGCCAAUCGAGGCGACAGUUUCGCCAGCGCUAUGGGUCGGAUAUGGGGUCGUGGCGGGAUCCUCGGUUAUUAUCAAGGUCUCAUUCCGUGGGCCUGGAUUGAGGCCUCCACCAAAGGCGCCGUCCUCCUUUUCGUCGCGUCCGAGGCAGAAUUCCGUGCCAAGGUGCUCGGUGCGCCAGACUUCCUCGCUGGUAUCUCAGGAGGUAUGGCGGGUGGUGUUGCCCAGGCAUAUGCCACUAUGGGCUUCUGCACCUGUAUGAAGACGGUCGAGAUCACCAAGCACAAGAUGGCUGCCCAGGGUGUAAAGCCUGCAAGCACCUUCGCGACAUUCAUGGAUAUCUACCGCAAGGAGGGCAUCCGUGGUAUCAACCGCGGUGUGAAUGCGGUUGCUAUCCGUCAAACUACGAACUGGGGCUCCCGUUUCGGUCUUUCUCGUCUCGCAGAAUCAGCAAUUCGCAAGGUGACCAACAAGGAAGAAGGACAAAAACUGAGUGCCAUGGAGAAGGUCUUAGCCUCCGGCCUCGGUGGUGGCCUCUCUGCUUGGAACCAGCCUAUUGAAGUCAUUCGUGUGGAGAUGCAGAGUAAGAAGGACGACCCCAACCGGCCUAAGAACUUAACUGUUGGCAAAACCUUCAAGUACAUCUACGAGACCAACGGUCUUAAGGGUCUUUACCGUGGAGUUACUCCCCGUAUAGGACUAGGAAUCUGGCAGACAGUCUGCAUGGUGGCUCUCGGUGACAUGGCCAAGGAGGCAGUCGAAAAACUGACGGGCGAUCAAGUCACCGCUAAGCACUAGAGAAGGUUUGAGAUACCCUUCUACUAUGCACAGCCCGCGGAUGACUGGGCAGUUGAGUCUCGUAUUUAAAUACGGAUGGGAUGGAAUUACCAUCAAUCACGUGUGUGGAUGGGAGUCAUAUUUCCGCCUAUAAUAGUACCUAUGGAUAGUAAUCGGUACCGAUAGUGGUAGUCUUGCCUUCGAAGGAUAAUCAAUCUACUUUUUCACUUUCAUA
This is a messenger RNA of Aspergillus caelatus, 1403 nucleotides long. RefSeq names its product putative mitochondrial DNA replication protein (Yhm2). The transcript has 6 exons. Gene Ontology annotation, cellular component: mitochondrion. Gene Ontology annotation, molecular function: tricarboxylate secondary active transmembrane transporter activity. Gene Ontology annotation, biological process: mitochondrial citrate transmembrane transport; alpha-ketoglutarate transport. The coding region runs from base 242 to 1189 and encodes 315 amino acids. NCBI's taxonomy places the organism in Eukaryota, Fungi, Ascomycota, Eurotiomycetes, Eurotiales, Aspergillaceae. The record is from RefSeq and is a predicted model, not a curated record.